AUUUAACAUCUCAGUUGUUGUUUGAACAUUAGAUAGGAAUAGCACAUAAGAGUUUUUUUGUAAAUAAUUUUCGAUUGAAAUUUCGGUAAAAUUUGUAGUGAAAUAUUUGCAAAUAGAAGAAAAUGGAUUCGGAAAUGGAAAAUCCAGGCAUUGCCUCAACAGAUAUUAUGGGAUCCAAUACUAUUAACCUGAACAAUGAGCGAUUGGACUGCGAACAUCUUGACGACAUAACGGAGAGGUGGAUUGAUCCCAACAGACCCUCCUUUGUCACCGUUUUGCUGCGCUUCUUUGGCAACAUAUUUGUGGACUGCUUUAGAGCUGUUUUCUCCUAGAGAAAAUCAGAUGGCAUAUGGAAUGUGCAUCGAAUCUUGUUUCAAAUUGUAUAUAUAUAUUUGGAAAAUAAAUAGAGUUUGUACUAGUA
This is a messenger RNA of Drosophila innubila, 421 nucleotides long. RefSeq lists its product as uncharacterized. NCBI's taxonomy places the organism in Eukaryota, Metazoa, Arthropoda, Insecta, Diptera, Drosophilidae. The coding region runs from base 123 to 332 and encodes 69 amino acids. The record is from RefSeq and is a predicted model, not a curated record. The transcript is spliced from 3 exons.